AUGACAGCAGUCACCGAAAUCCCGUCAAGCGAGCGCGUAGAACCAGGCUCUCACAAUAUCGCCUUCGGUCAAUUCCCCACAACAAGUUCCACAACACCCGAAGACCCGGACCGCAUCGCAACGGAUGUAGUGGAUCAGCUCAACCAGAGUCUCUCGGCUAAGGAUAGCGCAGCAGUCUCUGCACUGUUUAUCGAGAACAGUUAUUGGCGUGAUCAUUUGUGCUACUCAUGGGAUUACCACACUAUCAAGGGAGACCAAGCCAUCUCCGCGUUUGUGACUGAGCCAAAUACCCCUAGCAAGAUCGAGAUCGACCGGUCUUCUGCCCUCAAGGCCCCACAUGCUGGUCCCAUUGAUGCCUUUGGUGAUGUGAAUGGCAUCGAAUUCUUUAUCAAGGUCACCACACAGAACGGACAGGGUGAUGGUGUCGUGCGAUUGGCGGAAGAAGAUGGCAAGUGGAAGGUCUUCACUGUCUUCACCUCCUUGACCGGGGCCACGGGUAUCAAUGAGGCAACCGGCCCCAAUAGGCCUGUUGGUGCUCAUCAUGGGGAAGAACAAGGCCGAAAGAAUUGGAGAGACCGUCGCGUAGACGAGGCCAACUUCGAGAGCAAAGACCCUGCAGUAUUGAUUGUUGGAGCUGGACAGGGCGGCCUGACUGCUGCUGCGCGUCUCAAGAUGCUCAACGUCGACACCCUGAUAGUCGACAAAGAAGAGAGAAUCGGCGACAGUUGGAGACAGCGUUACCAUCAACUCGUGCUCCACGACCCUGUUUGGUUUGACCAUAUGCCAUACCUGCCCUUUCCAUCCAGCUGGCCAAUCUUCACACCAAAGGACAAACUGGCAGACUUCUUUGAGUCAUACGUGAAGCUUCUGGAGCUUAACGUCUGGACCAAGACUGAAGUGGUUUCAUCCACGUGGGACGAGAAAGAGAAGAAGUGGACCAUUGUCCUCGAGCGCAAGAAUGUCGACGGAACCACCGAGACACGCACCUUGCACCCUCGCCACAUCAUUCAAGCCACCGGCCACUCCGGCAAGAAGAAGAUGCCCACUUUCAAGGGAAUAGAGAGCUUCCAAGGAGACCGACUCUGCCAUAGCUCAGAAUUUGCCGGCGCAAAGUCCGAGUCGAAGGGUAAAAAGGCAAUUGUCGUUGGAUCAUGCAACUCGGGGCACGAUAUUGCCCAGGAUUACUUUGAGAAAGGAUACGAUGUAACCAUGGUGCAGCGAAGCUCUACAUGCGUGGUUACAUCCGACUCUAUCACGAACAUCGCAUUGAAGGGGUUGUAUGAAGAGUCUGGACCUCCAACUGAAGAUGCAGACCUUUACCUGUGGAGUAUCCCGCCACCCCUGUUCAAGUCCCAGCAAUUGAAAGUCACCAAGGCAAUGAAUCAGAACGAUGCAAAGAUUCUGGAGGGGCUUGACAAGGCAGGCUUCAAAGUGGACAAGGGCCCCAUGGACUCCGGUCUUUUCAUGAAGUAUUUCCAGCGCGGAGGCGGCUACUACAUUGAUGUAGGCGCCAGUCAGCUCAUCAUGGAUGGAAAAGUCAAGGUGAAACAUGGUCAGGAAAUCAGCGAGGUCCUUCCUAAUGGCCUACGAUUUGCCGAUGGUUCUGAGCUCGAAGCGGACGAGAUUGUCUUUGCGACUGGAUAUCAGAACAUGAGGACCCAGGCUCGUAUCAUCUUUGGCGACAAAGUCGCUGAUCGUGUUGGCGAUAUUUGGGGACUCGACGAGGAGGGAGAAUUCCGCACAAUCUGGCGUCGGAGUGGUCACCCCGGAUUCUGGUUCAUGGGUGGGAACCUGGCCUUGUGCAGAUAUUACUCUCGUCUCUUGGCACUCCAGAUUAAGGCACUUGAGGAGGGUCGUACUACUUACUAG
Penicillium salamii is the source of this 1869-nucleotide messenger RNA. NCBI's taxonomy places the organism in Eukaryota, Fungi, Ascomycota, Eurotiomycetes, Eurotiales, Aspergillaceae. The record is from the annotation of a GenBank genome assembly.